CUGCGUGUUAUUUCCGUGAAUCGAUUAGUCGAGUCUAGCCUUCACAACGGAAGUGAGGGCUAGGAGCUAGCAGCGUACAAGAUGGUGGCCACCAGGAGAGGGGUUCGCGUGAGCUCUCCUGCUAAAACAAACCCCGAGCAGUCGUCCGACGUCCCGGCCACUCCUUCCACUGGUCGGAGAACCAGGAGGGCUGCUAAGCAAGCAGAGAGUCCUACCCAUCAUGUCCCGGUGGAGACAAGCAGUCAGCUUGAGAAAAGCGAGGGGGGACCUCCAGUAUCUCCACCAACCUCCUUGAUGAAAAGAUGCACCCGAGCUUCCAGACUUCACAGUCCAGAGCAGCCCUCCACACCAGUGGGCUCCACCCAUGAAGCAGACAUCUCAGACCUGGAGUCCUGCUGUUCUACAUUGUCCGACAUCGAACCACUAGGCACACGCACGAGAGGCAGGAGGAGACCGCCCCGUGCAGUAAGUCAGGAAGAUGAGGAGAUAUCUGAGGUAGAGUCGUGUUCUUCUGCAGUAUCUGCAUCGAAAGCUGGCCAAGUUAGUCGCCGGAGCACAAGGAGGAAAACAGCUCCUGAACGUUCUGACCCAGCUCGUGUUGGAGCAGGAGAUGUCAAAGUUGACCAGGUGCUGGAGACCCAGUUCUGCAGCUCUGUGGUGUCCGAAUCCAAGAGAGUCACCAGAAGUCAGAGAAAAACUGCUCGCACCAGAUCGUCUGCCAAACAACAAACUGAGGACUCAGAGGUGUCAGAUGCUGACAGCUGCACAUCUAGCAUUUCAGGAGCUGAAGUUUCUAAGUCCACCACCCGCAGAGCCAUGAAAUCCAGAAGGCAAGCAAAUCACAUCCCCCUACACUUAGACGAGGUCUCGGAAUGCUCUCACUCCCCUGCCCCGACAGGUCGACAGACCAGGGCAGCAAGAGGGAAGGCGCAAGCCACUGUUAAUGUUAGUGAAACCCCAUCUUGUGACUCUGAAGGGUUUGAGUCUGGGCCCACUUAUAGUAUGACCACUCGUAGGCGGGGCAAGACCCACUCCACAGGUCCCAAAGCCGUAGACUCUGACUCUGAGCUGACGGACGUGCAUUCCCCAAUGGGUAGCCCCUGCUCCACACGAGGCAGAGGAACUCCCUGCAGCAGCCGCACAGGCUCGGGGAACAGCAUUCGAGGCAAUCAAGUGUCAAGACGCUCAGUCAAAGACUUUUGUAUUGUUCUAGAAAAAGCUGGAGCGCCGAUUGAAGAGGACAGUUCAUUAAAUGACUCUAGGUUAGAAAGCACGGUGAUUGCCGAGGACGCGGACUGCACACUAUUGGAGGAACCUGAGAGCCAAACGCCUGAAGAAAAAGAAGGGGUGAGUAGUGCUGAUAUCACAUCAAAUGAGGCAGAUACAAAAAGAGUGGAAAAGGGAGACAAGGAAGUUGGUAGUGAGCCUGCAGUGAUGGCCAAAGACCAGCAGGAGGAGCCGUCUGCUGAAAAUAAAGACGAGGACACUUCAGAGGUGGAAAUGAUGCAGGAAAUGAUCCAGUCAUCAGAGCCAUUAAAGCCUUGCCAAUCAGUUAGAGUAACAAUAUGUGAGAAGGCUUCUGAAAUCACUGAGGCGAAGGGCAAAGCCAUGGAAGUAGCAGAUGUGGAGACCCACUCAUCACUGGAAGGUAAGGCUGUGGAUGAGGAUGCAGUCAUAGAAACCUGGCCCAGUGUAGAAGAGAAAAUGGAAGGCAGCACACUGAACACAGAUGCUAAGCAGGUGGUUAACUCUGGUGAGGACGAAGUCAAGUCCAUUCUGGUAACGUCUAGCCAGCAGCACAAGAUCACAGUGGACUCUGACUCUGAACAGCGACCUAAAGACGUCACUGUCCAGAAUACAAGAGUAAUCAGCCUGCUGGAGAGCAGCGAUGAUGAAGAUGAAUUUGCUGAAGAGGAGGAGAGGGAAGUUUCUGGAGAGGAGGAGGAGGAGGAGGAGGAGGAGGUUUUGAGGCACAGGGAGAAAGAGGAGGAGAGAGGAGCACCUUCCAAGAAGUCAGAAGCAGAAGCUGCAUCAGUUGAUGGACUGUUUAUGAUUGACACGAGGCCCGGACAAGCGGCCGAUGAACAUUACUACAAGGAGAGACCAACAGACGAACAAGAGGAGGGAAAAAAUAGAGAAGUUGAACAUGAGGAACAAGAUGAGGAGUUUGUGGAUGAGGAGGGGGAUGAUGAUGAUGAUGAUGAAGAUGCAAAAAUCCUCUUCUCCAGUCGAAAUCCUCAGCUGAAAGAGUUGUCCAGCCGCAUUGACCCCGGCAUCAGAGUGAAGGAGCUUGGGGGUUUAUACAUCAAUUUUGAUGGCAGCAAAUCAAAACUUGUCUCAAGUUCUCUGCAAAAACUAAAGGAAAAGAAGAUCCAAGAUGAGGUGAUGAAGAAGAGUGUGAUUGGACCAGACUUUGAAAAGAAGGAUGCAGUGCCUCCAUACAGUGAAUCCAAACAAGCCUUAAAGCUGAAACACAGAGCAGAGAGAGAGAAAUCAACAGGAGAUGGUUGGUUUAAUAUGAAAGCCCCUGAGAUUUCUGAGGAGCUGAAAGGAAGCCUCCAGGUCCUGAAGAUGAGAGGCUCCAUGGACCCCAAGAGGUUCUACAAGAAGAAUGACAGAGAUGGCUUUCCCAAGUAUUUUCAGGUUGGUACAGUGGUGGACAGUGCAGCUGACUUUUAUCAUUCCCGGAUUCCCAAGAAAAAGAGGAAGAGAACCAUGGUGGAGGAGCUGAUGGCUGAUGCUGAGUUCAGACACAACAACAAAAAGAAAUACCAGCAAAUCGUGACAGAGAAAGCAGCACAGGGAGCUGGCAAGAAGAACAAAAAGAAGAAUAAAUUCCAUAAAAAGUAAAUCUGAAGACUCUGAGUGGACUUUCACAGAUACUGGUUUCAUCUCUAGCUCUUCAACAGGAGAUUGGUUGCUGUUGACGAUUGGAAUCAGCAAUUGUAUUUUGGGACUUAAACAUGAAGCUUCACUGAAUCCUUCUCAUUCACAAACCGUCAUCUCUUCAGAUGGAUUGAGUUUAUUUGUCUACAUGGAGAAACUAUCUAAAAAAGGAUGGUACAAAUCAAGUUGAUUCAGUCAUUACUUUGUACAAUUAUCUAAAUAUGGUGUACAUCUUUAUAUUUACAAUGGAAACAAACACAUUUUUAAUCAUAUUGACCUGUACAAACAUAUUGCUGUGCAGUAAUCAUUGUCAUUCAAAAAAUACAUGCAUCUACAUUAAAAUAUUUUCUUUUGACUGGCACCAAUGUUUGUAAUGGUUCUCCUAAAUUAAACCCAUCACAUUCUGAAAAUAAAGUUUGUCCUGUAGGAUGAAA
Messenger RNA from Xiphias gladius (swordfish), 3320 nucleotides. RefSeq names its product deoxynucleotidyltransferase, terminal, interacting protein 2 (gene dnttip2). The transcript is spliced from 7 exons. Bases 82 to 2850 code for a protein of 922 amino acids. Lineage: Eukaryota; Metazoa; Chordata; Actinopteri; Istiophoriformes; Xiphiidae. Gene Ontology annotation, biological process: RNA processing. Gene Ontology annotation, molecular function: RNA binding. Gene Ontology annotation, cellular component: nucleolus. The record is from RefSeq and is a predicted model, not a curated record.